Messenger RNA from Phyllostomus hastatus (greater spear-nosed bat), 3649 nucleotides. It is a transcript of the gene MYB, whose product is annotated as MYB proto-oncogene, transcription factor. Gene Ontology annotation, cellular component: nucleus. The record is from RefSeq and is a predicted model, not a curated record. Gene Ontology annotation, biological process: regulation of DNA-templated transcription. Gene Ontology annotation, molecular function: DNA-binding transcription factor activity, RNA polymerase II-specific; RNA polymerase II cis-regulatory region sequence-specific DNA binding. NCBI's taxonomy places the organism in Eukaryota, Metazoa, Chordata, Mammalia, Chiroptera, Phyllostomidae. Bases 226 to 2499 code for a protein of 757 amino acids. The transcript has 16 exons.
ACUUUAAUAUCAACCUGUUUCCUCCUCCUCCUUCUCCUCCUUCUCCUCCUCCUCCUCGACCUCCUCCUCCUCCUCCUCCUCCUCUUUCUCCUGAGAAACUUCGGCCCGGCAGUGCGGAACGUCGCUGCGCAGCCGGGGAGGGACGUAGGCAGGCGGCGGGCAGCGGGAGGCGGCAGCCCCUUGCGGUCCCCGCAGCUCCCGGCUGAGCCCGGCGCCCGCCUCGCCAUGGCCCGCAGACCCCGGCACAGCAUAUACAGUAGUGACGAGGAUGAUGAAGACAUUGAGAUGUGUGACCAUGACUACGAUGGGCUGCUUCCCAAGUCUGGAAAGCGUCACUUGGGGAAAACUAGGUGGACCAGGGAAGAGGAUGAAAAACUUAAGAAGCUGGUGGAACAGAAUGGAACAGAUGACUGGAAAGUUAUUGCCAAUUAUCUUCCGAAUCGAACAGAUGUGCAGUGCCAGCACCGAUGGCAGAAAGUACUAAACCCUGAGCUCAUCAAGGGUCCUUGGACCAAAGAAGAAGAUCAGAGGGUGAUAGAGCUUGUACAGAAAUACGGUCCGAAACGUUGGUCUGUUAUUGCCAAGCACUUAAAGGGGAGAAUUGGAAAACAAUGUAGGGAGAGGUGGCAUAACCACUUGAAUCCAGAAGUUAAGAAAACCUCCUGGACAGAAGAGGAAGACAGAAUUAUUUACCAGGCACACAAGAGACUGGGGAACAGAUGGGCAGAAAUCGCAAAGCUACUGCCUGGACGAACUGAUAAUGCUAUCAAGAACCACUGGAAUUCUACAAUGCGUCGGAAGGUUGAACAGGAAGGUUAUCUGCAGGAGUCUUCCAAAGCCAGCCAGCCAACUGUGGCCACAAGUUUCCAGAAGAACAGUCAUUUGAUGGGUUUUGCUCAUGCUCCACCUUCAGCUCAACUCUCCCCAACUGGUCAGCCCUCAGUGAACAAUGACUAUUCGUAUUACCACCUUUCUGAAGCACAAAAUGUCUCUGGUCACGUCCCGUAUCCUGUCGCGCUACACGUCAACAUAGUCAAUGUCCCUCAGCCAGCCGCCGCAGCCAUUCAGAGACACUAUAACGAUGAAGACCCCGAGAAAGAAAAGCGAAUAAAAGAAUUAGAGUUGCUCCUCAUGUCAACUGAGAAUGAACUCAAAGGGCAGCAGGCGCUACCGACACAGAACCACACAUGCAGCUACCCCGGGUGGCACAGCACCACCAUUGCCGACCACACCAGACCUCAUGGAGACAGUGCACCUGUUUCCUGUUUGGAAGAACACCAUUCGACUCCCUCUCUGCCUGUGGAUCCCAGCUCCUUACCUGAAGAAAGCGCCUCUCCAGCAAGGUGCAUGAUCGUCCACCAAGGAGCCAUCCUGGAUAAUGUUAAGAACCUCUUAGAAUUUGCAGAAACACUUCAAUUUAUAGAUUCUGAUUCUUCAUCAUGGUGUGACCUCAGCAGUUUUGAACUCUUUGAAGAAGCAGACUUUUCACCUAGCCAACAGCACACAGACAAAGCCAUACAGCUCCUGCAAGGAGAGGGCAGUGUGAAUAGACCUGCAAGAGAACCUAGCAAACGCCAGUUGAGUGAGGGUUCACUUGGCCUGCUCAAGCCCAUACCCCCUGCGAGGCACGGCACAAUCCCACUGGUCAUCCUUCGAACAAGGAGGGGCCAUGCCAGCCCCUUAGCCACUGGCGACUCUAGGUCCUUCAUACUUGCUGAUGUCAGUGGUUCGACUCCCAAUCGGUCCCCUGUCAAAAGCCUGCCCUUCUCCCCCUCACAGUUCCUAAACCCUUCCAGCAAUCAUGAAAACUUAGACUUGGAAAUGCCUUCUUUAACUUCCGCCCCUCUCAGUGGUCACAAAUUGACUGUUACAACUCCAUUUCAUAGAGACCAGACUGUGAAAGCUCAAAAGGAAAAUACUAUUUUCAGAACUCCAGCGAUCAAAAGGUCAAUCCUAGAAAGCUCUCCGAGAACCCCUACACCAUUUAAGCAUGCGCUUGCAGCUCAAGAAAUUAAAUAUGGUCCCCUGAAGAUGCUACCUCAGACCCCGUCUCAUCUCGUAGAAGACCUCCAGGAUGUGAUCAAGCAGGAAGCGGAUGAAUCUGGAAUUGUUACUGAGUUUCCAGACAAUGGACCGCCUUUACUGAAGAAGAUCAAACAAGAGGUGGAAUCUCCCACUGAUAAAGCAGGAAACUUCUUCUGUUCGAGCCACUGGGAAGCGGAGAGCCUGAACACUCAGCUGUUCCCACAGGCGUCGCCCGUGGCAGAUGUGCCGAAUAUUCUUACCAGUUCCGUUUUAAUGACUCCAGUAUCAGAGGAUGAAGACAAUGUCCUCAAAGCAUUCACAGUACCUAAAAACAGGUCCCUGGCGAGUCCCUUGCAGCCUUGCAGCGGGGCCUGGGAAGCCGCAUCCUGCGGGAAGAUGGAAGAUCAGAUGACAGCUUCGGGUCAGGCUCGGAAGUACGUGAACACCUUCUCCACCCGGACUCUGGUCAUGUGAGACGCUCCCACAGAAGCAUUACGGUUUCAGAACACUGCAGGUCUGCUCGGGGCGCGCCCAUUCCCCUGCGCGGGACUCUUCGUGAAUGGGAGAAGAACCUAUUUUUGUUGUGGUACAACAGUUGAGAGCGGCACCAAGUGCAGUUUAGUUGGACGAAGUCUUAUCGGAUUUCACCCAACUAAAAUGAUUUUUUAAAAAAUAAGUAACAGCCUUACCUAAAUUAUUAGGUAAUGAAUUGUAGUCAGUUGUUAAUAUCGUAGUGAAGAUUUUUUUAAAACAUGAAGCAAUUUACCUGUGUUCUAGAAGAUCUAACAGAACCAUAUUUUUUCACAAUGAGGUUUUUGAAAUUUUACGCACAAGACCAUCCUUUAAUAGUUCACUUUUCUCAGUCACUAAACACGAUGCAUUACUAUAAAUGUUGGUUUCAGCCUGUGACAGCCACUAAUCAAGAUUGUAAAUGCUCAUUUAUGGUUCACAACAUGGGAAGCACAUCUAUUGUACCAAACCAUUUUAUGAGUUUUUUUGUUAGCUUACCCCAAAAGUUAUCACUGUAUGAAAUAGUUUUAUAAAGAAAUUUAUAUUUUUAUUCAGUAAUUUAAUUUUGUAAAUGCCAAAUGAAAAAUACGUUUUGCUGCUACAGUCUUAGCCUGUAGACAUGCUGCUAGUAUGAAGGUAGUAAAGCUUUAGACAAAGAGAGGAGAACUGUGGUGUUUGGUAAUUGACUAUGCACUAGUACCUGAAACUUUUUUAUUUUUUAUGUAUACUUUUUUUUUCCUUUUGUAAUACAUUGGAAAACUUAUUUGGGAGAUUUCUGCUUUUGUUCUUGGUUUGUUGUUGUUGUUGUUGUUGUUGUUGGUUUAUGAGAGCAUGUGUUGCACUUCUUUUUUUUGGGAGAUCUGUGUCGGUGGUCUAUGUUUUAUUUUGAGUUUACGUCCCUCUUCUUUAAUUCGGGAGUUACAAUGUGUUGUUCUCCACUCUUCAUGGUUUUCAAGUGCCUGGUUUAAGAACUGCCACGCGUAACCUGUGUUUGCAGCCGGUCAGAGGUAUCUUGGGUCUUUUGGAAGGGUUUGGUGCACGGUAGCUAGCCCAGACCUUUGGUAUGACAUGUACUAAUUGCCUCACAAUGAAAUAAAGCUCUGGUCUCAUUUUA